This is a messenger RNA of Alligator mississippiensis (American alligator), 1087 nucleotides long. RefSeq names its product T cell leukemia homeobox 2 (gene TLX2). Lineage: Eukaryota; Metazoa; Chordata; Crocodylia; Alligatoridae. Gene Ontology annotation, cellular component: nucleus. Gene Ontology annotation, biological process: animal organ development; regulation of transcription by RNA polymerase II. Gene Ontology annotation, molecular function: RNA polymerase II cis-regulatory region sequence-specific DNA binding; DNA-binding transcription factor activity, RNA polymerase II-specific. The transcript has 3 exons. The coding region runs from base 60 to 902 and encodes 280 amino acids. The record is from RefSeq and is a predicted model, not a curated record.
CCCGGGCGGGCCCGGCCCGGUGCGCGCCCCGCGGGGGCUGAGCCGCGCAGCGCUGCGCCAUGGAGCCCGCGGCGCUGGAGCCCGGAGGGGGCGCGGGGCCGGCGCCCGAGCCCAUCAGCUUCGGCAUCGACCAGAUCCUGAGCGGCGCCGCCGAGCCCGGAGCGGGGCCCGGAGCGGGGCCCGACUACGCGCGCUGCGGGGCGGGCUGCGGCGGCUUCGGCCCGGCCUGCGCGCUCGGCUCCUACAGCCUCAACAUGAGCAUGAACGUCCGCGUCAACGUGGCCCCCGCGCCCGCCGGCGUCAUCCGCGUCCCGGCGCACCGGCCCCUGCCCCCCGCCCCGGCCCCGGCCCCCGCCCCCGCCCCGGCCGCCGCCCCGGCCCCACCGCCCGGCCUGCCCUUCCCCUGGAUGGAGAGCGGCCGGCGCCUGGCCAAGGAGCGGCUCUCAGCUGCCCUAUCCCCGUUCGCCGUGACACGACGUGUGGGGCACCCCUACCAGAACCGGACGCCCCCCAAGAGGAAAAAGCCACGCACAUCCUUCAGCCGGGUGCAGAUCUGUGAGCUGGAGAAGCGUUUCCACCGCCAAAAGUACCUGGCCUCGGCCGAGCGCGCUGCCCUGGCCAAGGCCCUCAAGAUGACGGACGCGCAGGUCAAGACCUGGUUCCAGAACCGCCGCACCAAGUGGAGGAGGCAGACGGCAGAGGAGCGUGAGGCGGAGCGCCAGCAGGCCAACCGUCUGAUGCUGCACCUGCAGCAGGAGGCCUUCCAGAAGAGCCUGAGCCAGCCGCUGCCCCAGGACCCGCUCUGCAUGCACAACUCCUCGCUCUACGCCCUGCAGAACCUGCAGCCCUGGGCUGAGGACAACAAGGUGACCUCGGUCUCGGGGGUGGCGUCAGUGGUGUGAGGCCCUGUGGAGCCAUGUGCCCUCCCGGAGGGGCACCCUGGACGUGCCAGGGGGCACGGGGCUGAGCCCGGAUCCUCCACCCCUGCUGCAGGCGCAGGUGAGGGAGGACUGCCUCGGGCCGUGUGGAUGGAGGUGCCCCUGCCCCAGGCAUGGGCUGGCUCCUGGGUUGGUGUCUGCCCAGCCAG